This is a messenger RNA of Saccostrea cuccullata (small rock oyster), 3251 nucleotides long. RefSeq names its product nicastrin-like. Gene Ontology annotation, biological process: Notch receptor processing; protein processing. Lineage: Eukaryota; Metazoa; Mollusca; Bivalvia; Ostreida; Ostreidae. Bases 52 to 2163 code for a protein of 703 amino acids. The record is from RefSeq and is a predicted model, not a curated record. The transcript has 16 exons. Gene Ontology annotation, cellular component: plasma membrane.
CGGGAUUCUCCUUCUGAGGCUAAAUCAACAUAGGGAAAUGAAAGAAGGAAGAUGACACAUUAUUAUCGUUUAUGUGAAUGUUUUAUAGCGUAUCUCGUCGCUUUUAUUAGUUUGAGUGUGAGUGAAAGAAUUAGUAGCAAAACCUAUGUAAUAGUGUCAGGAAAUGCAGCUUGUAUUCGACGACUAAAUGGAACCCAUCAAGUCGGAUGUAGUUCUGAAGUAAGUGGAAAUGUUGGAGUGCUUCAUUAUGUUAAUGAUACAGACUCACUUGAUUGGCUGAUAAACAGUGGACCUCAUGAGCCUUAUGUAGCCCUUCUCACAUCAUUAAAUUUCAACAGAGAUACAGUUCAGAAACUGAGAAAUUCCAAGAAAAUUUCAGGCAUUAUUGUGUCAGCAAGGACACCUGUCCCAGAUAGCUUCUCUCCAGCAGACCAAUGCCCAGGGAAUUCAUAUGGUUUAUAUCACAAUGAUAAAGACUUUGGGAAUUGUAAGAAAGUGACAUGGAAUGAGGAUGGGAAUGGAAUGUUUUUUGAGGACUUUGAGUUUCCAAUAUCCCUAGUGACAAAUAAAAAUGAAACUGACUACCUCAUUAACAAUUGCUACCUGAAGUUCAAUGAGCCCAUACAGGGAGUACCCAGAGAAUACCCCCUGUGCGCAGUACAGAUGAAAUCCAGAAUGUCUGCAGCCAAAGACUCGGAGACCUGCAUGAGACGGACAUUAACAGCCACUAAUCUUAACCCUGAUAAAUAUUGUGACCCCCUUGGCGAUAAAAAUGUGAUCGGAUUUCUCAAAGAUGUUCCAAAUGAAUACAAGCCAGAUAGUAAAUCUAUCAUCAUGGCUGUAGCAAGGAUGGACUCGUACAGUUUGUUUGAAAAUAUUUACCCCAGUGCAGACAAUCAUGUCAGUGGAAUCGUUGCUUUACUGGCUGCAGCAGAAGCAAUAGGGAAAGUCAAACACCACUUCACCAAUGAUUCUAAGGACAUUCUUUUCACAUUUUUAAAUGGGGAGGCCUUUGAUUACAUAGGAUCUAGCAGAAUGAUUUACGACAUGGAUAACAAUGCUCUACCUCUGAAGCUGAAGAUGGACCACAUAGAUAAAAUUCUGGAAGUGAAUCAGCUAGCAUUUAGAGACGAGGGAAAAAUCUGGAUCCACUCUGAUCCAUUAAGCAGAAGAGAGCCCAAUAUAUCUACUGAAAUUGACGAGAUGAUCAAUUCUAUUUUGGAUAUUGGAAAGAAUCUUUCUGACCUUGUUGGAGCUGUUGAUCAAUCAUUGCCCCUCCCACCAUCUUCUACACAGAAAUUUCUUCAGAAACAGAAAAUUCCUGCUAUAGUUCUGACAGACCAUAAGGGAACUUUUACAAACAAAUAUUACAACAGUCGCUUUGAUCUGGCUAGAAGCAUCCAUGCAGAGGCUCCGGACACCAACCGAUCAGAUGGUGGCUAUGACUACGUGACUGACCAGGCCAAAAAUCUGACCGAUGCUGCUACACUACUGGCCAAAAGUUUGUACACACUGGCCACUAACUCUACUGCUCCUGACACUCUUACAGCUGAUGUAUCAAGUGUCCAGCACAUGCUGUAUUGUUUUCUUAUCAGUCCAAACUGUGAGUUAUUUAAGGAAAUCAUUCCACCAGCCAAUGAAGCUUUUAAUAAUUUAGUAAGCCGUACCUCUCCCUACCCAUUCUAUGUAAGUGUGUACAGCAGUAGUGGCAGUAACAAUGUGACCAGACUUAUACAGCGACUCCUCACCCGCUACGUCGGAAGUGAAGUCAACCAGACUUCUGCUUGUACCAGCAUCGAAAAAGUGUCCACACAGUUGUACAACUAUUUGUGGAUGGCUGGACCUCUUAACCCAGACAAUAGAACCAGGAGUGUGACUUGUAUGAAGAACCGGGUCACUCAAACCAAAGCUUACUCUCCUGCUUUUGAGAACUCAGAUUACCAUGGCUGGAAUACUUUUCAAUACUCAACAUGGACAGAAUCCAGCUGGAAAACAAAUGCUAUUUUGCUGCGAAUUUUUCUGAUUCCAAGUAAAGCAAUGGAGGUGGGCAUUCUCUGUGCAGGUAUCUUUGUCACUCUGGCAUCAUUAGGCCUUGUUUAUCUCAUCGCAAGAAAAUCAAGUUCUCUAUUUUCAUUGGAUAAUGAAACUGAAGUGACAUCCUAAUUUUCUAAGACCUCCAUUUUGUCAGGGGGAGUAAUUCUGACUUUGGUUUCCAUGGUGCUAAUUUACUUCCUGAACAAGAAGUCGGACAUUUUGUUUGCCCAUCCAGGACCAAGCAAUAUUUAGAAGGACCAGUAUAUCUUUUGUCUCUUAGAGUUUCAAGUGCUGUGAUAAUUUUAAUAAUCCCUUAGUGGUAUUUUUUGUCCCACUGUCAUCUUUAUAAUUCAAGCUACAUUUACUUUGAUCCAUCAUACACCAAGUUUGAUUUUUAAAAAAAUAUAAUUUGUACAUUGGGAUUUAUCAAUAACAGGGGAAAAGUUGUUACUUAUAAGUGAAUUAAGAAAUAGCAGUAAACAUUAUAUCAUCUGGAUUCUUUGGCCUUAAAUUGUUGGCAGUGAGAAGACUUAGCUGAUUUUUUCUCCAAACGAUGUCAUAAUAUACAUGUAUGUACAUGUUUCAAACUGACAAAGUUUUCAUGAGAUUUCAAUAUGAGAGUGGUUAUAUUAAGAAUGUUUGUAGUUCUGUGAGAGUAAGUCCAUACAUUUUCACAGAUUAUUUAUAUUUCAUACUGUAUUUAAGUCAUCCAUCAUUAUUUUCCUGAUAUGCUACUAAAUACAACUAUUUUUAAGGUAUUCUACAUGGAUUUUUUAUUGUUAAUUUGUUAUCCUGUAACUUUCCUUUCAUUUCAAUAUUUUGUAUUUGCAUAUGUAAAUUGCAUUUUUAUGUAAAGUAACAUUUUAUCAAGUAUGAAGUGAGUUAAUGAGUGGCCUAUGCUUGAUCAUCAAAUUAUUACAUGAUUGCAAAAUGUCAUCAUUUACAUGUAAAAUAUAGAAUUGUUGUAAGCUUUUGUUCAACGACUGGAUUUUACUACCAGACAGUAGUGUGUUGUUUUAGUUCUCAUUGCUUUAUUGUGUAUACAUUGUAUGUAGGUACAUUUUUCUUUGAGGAGAAUCACUAAAAUUUCACUUUUAUGAAUCAUGACAACAUAAUACAUAUUUGUAAAAAUGUUAAUUGUAUGCUUGUAAACUUUGUAAUCUAUAAUGGUAAAGUGUUAUGGAAAAAGCUAAAUAAAGCAUUCCAGUGUACAAGUA